AAAUCAACUCGCCGGUACGUCCCGCUGCGUCUGUCUCACUGUCUGCGACACUCACAAAAUCUGGAGUCUGAGAUGGCAAAUUCAGCAGAAGAUCAAGAACACCCAGUUGAGGCAUUUGGAUGGGCAGCUACACAGCCUAAAGGCCUUCUCUCCCCUUUCAACUUCUCCCGAAGAGCAACCGGCGAUCAUGACGUGAGGUUUAAGGUAUUGUAUUGUGGAAUAUGUCACUCUGACCUUCACGCUGUCAACAACGAUUGGGGUCUCUCCCUCUACCCUAUUGUUCCUGGGCACGAGGUUGUGGGUGAAGUUACAGAGGUAGGGAAGGAAGUGAAGAAGGUGAAGGUCGGAGACAAAGUAGGUGUGGGAUGCAUGAUCGGUGCCUGCCAUGCCUGCGACGACUGUAACAAUGACCUUGAGAAUUACUGUCCCGGCAUGAUCCUCACCUACAGUUCCACCUACCACGACGGAACCGUCACUCACGGAGGCUACUCCGACCACAUGGUCGCCCACCACCGCUACGUUGUCCUCUUCCCAGACACCAUGCCCCUCCACGCCGGAGCUCCUCUGCUCUGCGCCGGCAUCACUGUCUACAGUCCCUUGAAAUAUUAUGGACUCGCGGAGCCCGGCAAACACGUCGGUGUGGUCGGCCUCGGUGGUCUCGGCCAUCUUGCUGUCAAAUUUGCCAGGGCUCUUGGCGCCAAAGUUACUGUCAUUAGUACCUCUCACAGUAAACAAGACGAAGCACUUCACCGCCUUGGAGCUCAUUCGUUUCUGCUUAGCAGUGAUCAGCAUCAAAUGCAGGAAGCCACGGGAACGAUGGAUGGUAUCAUCGACACGGUGUCUGCUGUGCACAGUUUAUCGCCAUUGAUAAAGUUACUAAAGUCGCACGGAAAGCUGGUAAUGGUGGGCGCACCAGAGAAACCUUUUGAGCUACUGGUCUUUCCUGAUCUCGCAAUGGGGAGGAAGAUGGUAGGAGGGAGUGCCAUAGGAGGAAUGAAGGAGACUCAAGAAAUGAUUGAUUUCGCAGCAAAGCACAACGUCACUGCAGAUGUUGAAGUAAUCCCAAUGGAUUAUGUCAACACUGCCAUGGAACGUCUUGCCAGAGCGGACGUUAGAUAUCGGUUUGUAAUUGACAUCGGCAACAGCUUGGCUGCUACUAAGCUUUGAGCCAACCAAACUGGAUAUUAUUCUGAGAUUAAAGUUUGUGUGUUUGGAUCCUCUGGCCUAAAAUCAGUUUGUAACAUGAUUUAUGAUUGAAUAUUUUAAUUUGAUAUGUUAAAACUUGUUUGAAUUAUAUAAUUCGAAAGCAUGUUUAAAUAUGAAAUGAGUGAAACCAAUGGACGAGUUUUAUAAA
This is a messenger RNA of Prosopis cineraria, 1354 nucleotides long. RefSeq names its product probable mannitol dehydrogenase. The transcript is spliced from 5 exons. Gene Ontology annotation, molecular function: zinc ion binding; cinnamyl-alcohol dehydrogenase activity. Gene Ontology annotation, biological process: lignin biosynthetic process. The coding region runs from base 73 to 1167 and encodes 364 amino acids. The record is from RefSeq and is a predicted model, not a curated record. NCBI's taxonomy places the organism in Eukaryota, Viridiplantae, Streptophyta, Magnoliopsida, Fabales, Fabaceae.